AUUAAUAAUCCCUCUGUUUUUUCCCCUUCCGUCACUUGCUAUUUUCUCUUCAUUCUAUGCAGUGCGUAAGAAAGAAAAAAAAAAAAGCCUUAAAUAGGAAAUUCAAAUCCCCCGCCCCCUAUACCCCCUCACCUAGACCACCCCCACCUUCACUCCUCUUUAAAUUCCACUUGUUGCACUCUACACUUUCUCAUAGUAAAAAAAGAAACAGAGGAACUCUAGCUACUAAAGUAUUACAGAGUGCUUAAAAAAAACUAGGGAACUCUCAGUUCAAAAGGCUAAAAGAGAAAAAAAGUUACUUUUCCCUUUUCUUGAAAACCCCUUUUUUCAUAUAUAUUCUUUUUGCAACAUGAGUUCUUGUAAAGAAGAAGAAAAUAGUGAUCAACAACCUAAAUGGCUGUGGGUUCAUGGACCUAUUAUAGUAGGUGCAGGUCCUUCUGGUUUAGCAGUUUCAGCUUGCCUUAAAGAAAAUGGAGUCCCUUCACUCAUUCUUGAGAAAAGUGAUUGUAUUGCUUCUUUAUGGCAACACAAAACUUAUGAUCGCCUUAAACUUCAUCUCCCUAGACAGUUUUGUCAACUCCCGUUGUUUGGUUUUCCUAAAGAUUUCCCAAAGUACCCUACAAAAGACCAGUUCAUUUUUUACUUGGAAGAAUAUGCUAGGCACUUUUUUAUUGUCCCUAAGUUUAAGCAGGCUGUGAAAGUUGCGGAAUUUGAUCAUGUUAGUGGGUUUUGGAGGGUACAAACUCAAGAUUUUACGUAUUUGUCAAAGUGGUUGAUUGUUGCAACAGGGGAAAAUGCUGAGCCAGUGAUACCAGAUAUUCAAGGGAUUGAUAAGUUUAAAGGAGCUGUUAUUCAUACAAGUGUUUAUAAGUCUGGUACUGCGUUUAAUAAUCAAAAGGUUUUGGUAAUUGGUUGUGGAAAUUCUGGUAUGGAAGUUAGCUUAGACCUUUGUAGACAUAAUGCCAUCGCUCACAUGGUCGUCAGAAAUUCUGUGCAUGUAUUACCUAGGGAAAUGUUAGGGAUAUCAACAUUUUCAGUAGCUAUGGCACUACUCAAAUGGAUGCCUUUAAGAAUGGUUGACAAGUUACUAUUACUAGUAGCUAACUUGACCUUAGGUAGUACAGACAAGUUAGGUCUCCGGCGACCAAAAACCGGUCCACUUGAGCUGAAAAAUGUCACCGGAAAAACUCCGGUACUCGACGUCGGGGCAUUAUCACAGAUUAGAACUGGGAAAAUUCAGAUAAUGCCCGGUGUGAAGGAGAUAACUAAAAUUGGUGCAAAGUUUUUAGAUGGCAAAGAAAGAGAAUUUGAUUCAAUAAUCCUAGCAACAGGUUACAAAAGCAAUGUGCCUUCUUGGUUUAAGGGUGACUUCUUCACAGAGCAAGGGAUGCCAAAGACACCAUUUCCAAAUAGUUGGAAAGGGGGGAAUGGAUUGUACACAGUGGGGUUUACAAGAAGAGGGCUUUUAGGGACUACAAAUGAUGCAAAAAACAUUGCCAGGGACGUUAGUGAUCAAUGGAGGAAAUAUAAGGACUUCUGUAAAAACUUUUGUACUACAAGAAAUCUAUCAGAUAGCCAGGGUAUAUGUUUUUAGGCUCCAGAAUUAGGUGAUACUCGUAAUUUUCCAGAAAGGGUCCUAAGUUUUUGGAAAAGUAGUUAGGGGUUCAUAAAGUGUAAUUUUAGUUCUUUCUUCAGUAUUUCAACAAGAGGAGAGUUCGUCCUCCUAUCUUGUCGUUUUCUUUCCCCUCUAUCAAUCUCUUGUCAAUUUUGUAAAUUAAUCAAUUUUGCAGAGGUCUGUUUGUUCUC
Messenger RNA from Lycium ferocissimum, 1806 nucleotides. RefSeq names its product probable indole-3-pyruvate monooxygenase YUCCA4. The transcript has 4 exons. Gene Ontology annotation, molecular function: NADP binding; N,N-dimethylaniline monooxygenase activity; flavin adenine dinucleotide binding. The coding region runs from base 350 to 1594 and encodes 414 amino acids. The record is from RefSeq and is a predicted model, not a curated record. Lineage: Eukaryota; Viridiplantae; Streptophyta; Magnoliopsida; Solanales; Solanaceae. Gene Ontology annotation, biological process: auxin biosynthetic process.